AUGGAAACCUCAGACAGAGACGCCUUCUUCCAGACAGAUGCCUCCAACGCUGAGAGGGAGCGCAAGGCUCUCAAGUCCAGCAACAAGAAUGGCGACCCCAUCGCCAUGAAGUCCAAGAUCCUCGCUGCCGUCCCAGACCCCUUUUCGCCCUCAACCGCCAUCUUCAUCGCCGAAUCGGCAGGCUUCGUCCGCCGCAUAGACCUCUCAUCGGGCUCUACAAAAACCACCUACCGCGGCCCCAAGGCUCCCGUAACGUGCGUCGCCGUCGGCGGCACCGCCAACAAGACCGUCUUCGCCGGCUGCUGGGACAAGGACAUCUGGUCCUGGGACGUUGAGACCGCCCAGCCCGGCCGCAAAUUCAGCGGCCACGCCGACUUCGUCAAGGUCGUCCUCUGCGCCAGGAUAUCCGGCAAGGAGAUCCUCAUCAGCGGCGGCGCGGACAAGAAGAUCCUCGUCUGGGACAUCGAGUCCGGCAGGCGUCUGCACACCCUGCAGGACCCGACGACGACGAUGCUCGCCGUGCAGCACAUCGCCGUCGACCCCGUCCUCAGCACGCCCGACGCCGUCGUCGUAGCCAGCGCCAGCAGCGACCCUCACAUCCGCAGGUGGAAGAUCACGCUCGACGGCUUCGAGCAGCUGCCCGAGGCCUUCCACGACCGACCCGAUGCGGAGAAGCUCACCAUCGCCGAGCACGACACGAGCGUCUACAAGCUCGUGUUCGAUGUCGACGCUGAGGACGGCGAUCUCUGGACCGCCAGCGCGGACGGCACCGCAAAGUGCCUGUCUCGCGCGCGCAACUUUGCCGCCGACGAUGUCUAUGUGCACGGCGACUACGUCCGCGCCGUGAUCCCCACCGAGAGCUGGGUCAUCACUGCUGGCCGGGAUGAGAAUGUCAAGGUUUGGGACCGGGCUUCGGGGAAGCUGUAUUGCACGCUUGAGGGGCACUACGAGGAGGUGACGGAUCUGAUUCUGCUGCGCGACUCGCGAGGGCUGCCUGACAAGGUCUGCAGCGUGAGCAUCGAUGGCACCAUUCGUACGUGGCCCCUGAACAAGGGCGACUUGGACGAGGUGGUCAAGAAGAUUGAAGAGUCCAAGAAGCCGGUGGAGCAGGAAGCUCAACCCGGGGGAGGCAGCCUGUUGACUGCAGAGGAGGAGGCGGAACUGGCUGAGCUGAUGGAGGACUGA
Messenger RNA from Trichoderma reesei QM6a, 1185 nucleotides. RefSeq lists its product as uncharacterized. Bases 1 to 1185 code for a protein of 394 amino acids. The transcript has 3 exons. Lineage: Eukaryota; Fungi; Ascomycota; Sordariomycetes; Hypocreales; Hypocreaceae. Gene Ontology annotation, molecular function: protein binding. The record is from RefSeq and is a predicted model, not a curated record.